This is a messenger RNA of Gymnogyps californianus (California condor), 1645 nucleotides long. RefSeq names its product phosphoglycerate mutase 1 (gene PGAM1). Bases 40 to 804 code for a protein of 254 amino acids. Gene Ontology annotation, molecular function: intramolecular phosphotransferase activity. Gene Ontology annotation, biological process: glycolytic process. The transcript has 4 exons. Lineage: Eukaryota; Metazoa; Chordata; Aves; Accipitriformes; Cathartidae. The record is from RefSeq and is a predicted model, not a curated record.
GCGCGCGCACCGACCUCCCUUCAGCUCCGCUCCUCCGCCAUGGCCGCCUACCGCCUCGUCCUCGUCCGCCACGGCGAGAGCGCCUGGAACCUGGAGAACCGCUUCAGCGGUUGGUACGAUGCCGAUCUCAGCCCCGCCGGUCAGCAAGAGGCGCGGCGCGGCGGCGAGGCCCUCCGAGAUGCUGGCUACGAGUUCGACAUCUGCUUCACCUCGGUACAGAAACGGGCCAUCCGUACCCUCUGGACUGUCCUGGAUGCCAUCGAUCAGAUGUGGUUACCCGUUAUCCGAACCUGGCGCCUGAAUGAGAGGCACUACGGGGCUCUCACCGGUUUGAACAAGGCUGAGACGGCGGCGAAGCAUGGCGAGGCGCAGGUGAAGAUCUGGAGGCGCUCGUAUGACAUCCCUCCGCCUCCCAUGCAGUCCGAUCACCCCUUCUACAGCACUAUCAGCAAGGACCGUCGCUACGCUGACCUGACGGAGGACCAGCUGCCGACGUGCGAGAGCCUGAAGGACACGAUCGCCCGGGCUCUGCCUUUCUGGAACGAGGAAAUCGUCCCACAGAUCAAAGAGGGCAAGCGAGUCCUUAUUGCUGCCCACGGCAAUAGCCUGCGUGGGAUUGUCAAGCACCUGGAAGGAAUGUCGGAAGAGGCCAUCAUGGAGCUGAACCUGCCCACCGGCAUCCCUAUCGUCUACGAGCUGGACAAGAACCUGAAACCCGUCAAGCCCAUGCAGUUCCUGGGGGAUGAGGAGACGGUGCGCAAGGCCAUGGAGGCCGUCGCUGCUCAGGGCAAGGUCAAGAAGUGAGGGCGGGCAGCAGGCUAGCACGUAGUAGAGCCCCCCGCCAUCCCCCACCCCUCUGUGCACACCCCCCACAGCCGUAGGAACUUGGAGCUGCGGAGCUGGAGCAGCUCCCCCGGAUUAGGCCCGUUCCCUCGGGACCAGGCUCCCCUCUGCAGACAGCCUGAGGGCCCGGGGGCAAGGGGCCGUGCGCGCGGAGGUCUGGUGUGAAAGGGAGCCCUGGCUCUGCCGGGCAGCGACCGCACACCUCUCCGCGCCGAGAUCCCAGCCCUCGGGCCCCGUCUGCAGGGGGACGCGCCGAGCGAUCCCUCGCCGUGCCAGGCUCCUCCUCUGCUUUGCUUCCCCGGCAGCUCUCGUCACCCGGUUACUGUAGUUUUGUUGCUUGAUUUAGUCAUCCUGGGAGCAGUGGGGCGAGCGCAGCGCAGGCAGCGACCAAGAUGGGUACCCCGUCCCCUCGUGGGUGUGUGGCACAAGGACCGGGAUGCGUAGACACCGAGAGGAUUGUAUUUUGGUGCAUGUGGUACAGCGCCCAAGGGUGGCACUCGCGACUCUGGACCUAGCUCUGCCAGCCCCUGCUUUAACUUAUUGCCUUUGGACAAGGGCGAGGGAGGGAGCGGGUUGUUUGGAGGUUCGUGUCCGCCACACACUUCCCCCAGCCGAAGCCCAUCCUAGUCCUGCUGGUGAAGCAGGUGCCGUUGUGCCCCAUCCCACGUGUGUGUACGUGGCCCUGUCGCUGUGGCCUCCCCCUCUGCCGGCGCCGCGAGCCUGGGCUUGCACGGGGUCAGUGUAACUGUCCAACAAUAGCAGCUGUCUUGUUCCAGUUCAAUAAAGGAGUAAUGCGCAAUAA